Hemicordylus capensis (graceful crag lizard) is the source of this 945-nucleotide messenger RNA. Its product is annotated as olfactory receptor 4S2-like. Gene Ontology annotation, molecular function: G protein-coupled receptor activity; olfactory receptor activity. Gene Ontology annotation, cellular component: membrane. The coding region runs from base 1 to 945 and encodes 314 amino acids. NCBI's taxonomy places the organism in Eukaryota, Metazoa, Chordata, Lepidosauria, Squamata, Cordylidae. Gene Ontology annotation, biological process: G protein-coupled receptor signaling pathway. The record is from RefSeq and is a predicted model, not a curated record. The transcript has a single exon.
AUGAAGGACAAAAACAAUGUAACUGAAUUUUUCCUUGUGGGGCUUACCCAGAAUGAGGACUUGCAGAAAGCCUGUUUUGGGCUGUUUUUGGUCUUCUACACAGCAAUUUUGCUGGGAAAUUUACUUAUCAUUGUCACCAUCAAGACUAGCCCCCGACUGAACUCCCCCAUGUAUUUCUUCCUCAGUUACCUGUCCUUUGUAGAUAUCUGCUACUCCUCUGUUACUGCUCCCAAACUGAUUUCUGACUUCCUUGUCAAGAAGAAAACCAUCUCUUUUGUUGGAUGUAUAGCACAGCUCUUUGGGGGCCAUUUCUUUGGUUGCACUGAAAUAUUUCUUCUCACAGUGAUGGCAUAUGACCGAUACAUUGCAAUCUGCAAACCCCUCCAUUACACAACAAUUAUGAACAAGAGUGUAUGCAGUUGGAUGGUGGUGAGUUCCUGGCUAGGGGGGUUUCUUCAUUCACUAGUACAGACGCUCCUCACCACAAAUCUCCCCUUCUGUGGGCCAAAUGAAAUUGACCGCUUUUUCUGUGAUGUCCACCCUUUACUGAAAUUGGCCUGCACUGACACCUACAUCAUUGGACUUAUUGUCAUUACCAACAGUGGUAUGAUUUCUCUGAGUUCCUUUCUUGUGUUGACUGUUUCAUAUAUAGUCAUCCUAGUCUCGCUGAGAAGUCGUUCUUCUGAAGGACGCCUGAAAGCCCUCUCCACCUGUGCUUCCCACAUCACAGUGGUGAUCUUGUUCUUUGGGCCAUGCAUCUUCAUCUACAUGAGGCCUUCCACCACAUUCUCAGAGGACAAGAGUGUAGCUGUAUUCUACACUAUUAUCACCCCUAUGCUCAAUCCUUUGAUUUACACCUUGAGGAAUGAAGAGGUGAAAAAUGCAAUGGGACAAUUAUGGAGCAAAAAAAGUACUUCAGGAUGGGAAAUGAGCAGUGAGCUAUAG